Aspergillus fijiensis CBS 313.89 is the source of this 2165-nucleotide messenger RNA. RefSeq lists its product as uncharacterized. NCBI's taxonomy places the organism in Eukaryota, Fungi, Ascomycota, Eurotiomycetes, Eurotiales, Aspergillaceae. Gene Ontology annotation, biological process: DNA-templated transcription; regulation of DNA-templated transcription. Gene Ontology annotation, cellular component: nucleus. The transcript is spliced from 4 exons. Gene Ontology annotation, molecular function: DNA binding; DNA-binding transcription factor activity, RNA polymerase II-specific; zinc ion binding. The record is from RefSeq and is a predicted model, not a curated record. Bases 56 to 2059 code for a protein of 667 amino acids.
CAACAACAACAAGAACAACAACACUCGAAGGCGUAUAGUCUUCUUUCGCUGAGUGAUGGCGCGCAACCGCCGCUUUCCACCGUGCUUGCCUUGUCGGUCUCGGAAACUUGCUUGCGACCGCUCGCAGCCUACUUGCAACAGAUGCCUGAGAGCACGACGUAGAAUCAACUGCGUUUAUUCCGACUCAUCCGCGUUGGUGACGGCGGCCUCCGGUCAGAGCCGCGUGUCCAUCCCAGCUACCGAGAGGAAUAUUGCGGAGAGCCCACCAAAUGUCCUCCGAAAGCAUGCAAACGAUGAUGCCAUGAAUCAUGGCUACUUUGGGAAUACAAGCCACAACAGUUUGCUGGAAGAGACGCAGCGCAAUCUUUUCGGUGCCAAGCGCACGCUUUCCCCGUCAAGCUCUGCAAGGAAGAGAGUUCCAUCUCCGGUAGCCUGGGGGGACCUUCGGCCACCACUACGGGAGUCGGCUCUUUACGUCCUCCGUUGCUUGCGCGACCACCUAGACGAUCAAGUCUCGUUUCCGCCACCCUCAAGGGAGCGGCAGGGCUGGGUUCUUAUCGCCAUCGACCGUAUCCUGGCGUCACUGCAGGUGCAGUUCAAACAAUAUCUUCGUGGAAGCGAGUCGGACCUACACAUUCUGGCCGGAACUCUGUGUAACAACACCAGACAGCCGGUCAAAGAUGAACGAUGUGCCUCCUCGUGGAUUGAUCAGUUCUGCGGCAGCAAUCUGCGAUGGGAAUCUAUGGGUCUAUUGUGGGCGGCCAGCGAACAUGUAUCGGACGACGUCGAUUCCUUACGCAACAAUCCCAUGGAUUUUGUUACCAAGAGACGGUGUCCUGACACGGCCCGAGCCUGCUUGACUUACUCCAUCGAGCUCGCUCGUGCUUUCACUGAGGGUAACGAUCUCCUUCUAGACUUGUGUCGGCGAAAGGCAGUACUUGACUCUGUUCUGGACGGAGAUUCCCGGAUUCCCAGCUACGCCUCCCACGGCCUGGCUGUCACCAUGCUGACGUAUUUGGGACUCCAUGUACUUGAUAACGGAUAUGCUUAUCAGCCAUCCUUUUGCGCCGAGAACCAAAGGCGGCUAGCAGCCCAGAUUUUCGCAACCGAUAAGUUCGGGGUGGCGUUCACCGGCCGGCCACCUCUCCUUCCUCUUGGCUAUUGCUCGAUGCCACUGCCCCUCGACCUGCGCGAUGAGGACCUGGCGUCGAAUGAGGUGACUCUGAGCCAGGCGAUCGAGUCACUGGACGACCGCGGAUGGAAUACAGCUGGGGAGGUCUAUCCCGCCACCCUCAUCCGCGCCCGCCAUAUCAUCGCCGCCAUUCGAGAUGAACUCUUAGGGAUCGCGCUGCACAAACAUAAUUCGGUUGACAUCGAGCAGCUUCGACGAAUCAGGACUCAGCAAAUCACAGCCGCCGCCUCCCUCCCGUCAGGGUUGAUCUACCGAGCGGAAGACCUGGACGACCCCACCCUCCCCCUGGAGAGACUGUACUUCAAGAUUACCAUUCAGCUCGACCACCUCAAAAAUACCUUCUUCGUGGAGCGCUUACUGCAUGCCCACGGCCCGCCCGACACGCCGACCGACCUCCUUCUGACGAGCUUCGGCCUCGUGCGCUUGACCAUCGAGCUGUGGAAACGCCGCGACUCCUUCAGCAGUCCUUUCAUGCGACGUGACUUCGAAUGGAUGCUCCUCGAAUACGGGGUCCCUGGGGGCGGCAUCCUUUGCCAAGAAUUACUCCAGUCCACCUAUUCGGGGCGGUCAAAUUCUACGGCUCUGGCUCCGGGGUUGACGCCCUCGGCCAUUGUGCAGCAACUCAGCUUGCUGGUCGCCUUCCUCGAGUGGAUUCUCCGGAGGACCCCAACAAGCGCGUCUUGCGCCAGCUGCAAGCAGCUCAUCGAGCGCGUCCUGGACCACCACUUGAAUGUCCCGGCAGAGGCCCAAGGCGACUAUGAGGUCGCUGCCUGGACGGACCUGAACUGGGGUUCCAUCUCCCCGGUGCAUUUUGGGCUGGAGUUGCUGAAUACGUUCGACUGGGUGGGACAGGAAGGGUCGGGGUAGAGGGAUUGUGACGGGGACGAGGAUGGACACUCCGGGUCUUUCACUUCGGCAUCUGUACGCAAGCCUUCUUACAAUGUUGUAAUGUAGAGAUGCCACUUCUGGCUCG